Molecule: messenger RNA, 1140 nt
Organism: Schistocerca serialis cubense
Lineage: Eukaryota; Metazoa; Arthropoda; Insecta; Orthoptera; Acrididae
Product: SUZ domain-containing protein 1
Exons: 5
Coding region: 46-534 (162 amino acids)
Source: RefSeq, a predicted model, not a curated record
UUUCAGUCAUCAAAAUAGAGCACACAUCUUUGGCGUAGACCCAAUAUGGCUGCCAGCGAAGAAUUGGAUGUUGUGGAUAGCUGGGAAGAAAUUGAAGACUCUGGAGUCUUGGAUAGAAAAUUCUUACCAUCACCUACAGCACCAGAAGAGACUGAGAAUGUUAACCCUGUUAUGUCGAAUGGGCCAAUAAUUUUGCAAAGCAACCCAUUUCCAAUGCCGGAACCUGCAGUGAAAAUACUUAAAAGGCCUCAGAGGACUGCUCAGGGUAAUGGAAAUGGACACCUGCUUAAUGGUGAUACCAAACCCCGUCAGCCUGUAAGAACCCUUCAGCAGCGUGAACAAGCUUAUGCUGAAGCUAGAUUACGAAUCCUUGGUGAAGCUCGAAGUCCUGAGGAACAACACCUGCCCUCAACUGACGAUAGGAUAAGCAAAAUACAGACAAAAAUGGAGGUGUUGCGAACGUCAGAAACUGGCAACAUUUUGCGUCAUCCGAAGGGACCCGACGGAACGAGAGGAUUCAAUUUGCGUAGAUAGUGCCCUUAGGAGCACUACGUUAUUGAUGUCUCCUGCCUUGCCUCUUCCCGUGACAAUACAGACUAAUUAAUUGACAUUGCCUACAUUUGAGGUACAUGGGAGAAGGGAGAAUUCACAACCAAUAUUUGUGAUGUGAUUGUACAUAAUUGCGUGAUUUAUAUAGUGAAAACAAGACAAUGCCUAGUUGUAUCAGCUUGUUGUGGCAUAACUUAAGAGACAAUUGUGUUGAUAUUUUGAUACAUUUAAUGGACUCGCAGUUCUGUGUGUGUGGACCCUAUGGAAAUGAAAACCAGUGAUGAAACAACCUCUCAUAUACAUAAUCAUAUACAUAUUAUAUAUCAUACACUCAUUUCAUUGCCAUGGAUGUUGUGUUGUUAAAAUUUUAUAUAUGUUUUAGGUUUUAUGGUUUUUUUUAUAGACUGUUUUCAGUUGCAAAUAAUUUCACACGUUUCUGUGGCAUUUUGAUUUCUGCUGAUGAUUUCAACUUUCUUGUUGUGAUAGAAUAAGUGAUGGAAACAGGACAAUACCUUACCAGAUAUUUCUUCUUCUUCAUCACCGUCGUAGUCAUCUCUCUCUCUCUCUCUCUCUCUCUCUCUCUCUCUCUCU